Stereum hirsutum FP-91666 SS1 is the source of this 1779-nucleotide messenger RNA. RefSeq lists its product as uncharacterized. The transcript has 16 exons. The record is from RefSeq and is a predicted model, not a curated record. Lineage: Eukaryota; Fungi; Basidiomycota; Agaricomycetes; Russulales; Stereaceae. Bases 1 to 1779 code for a protein of 592 amino acids.
AUGAGCACGUCGACCCUUACUGUGGAUACACCAAUUAGUACAUCUUUCAUGGAAUGGAGGUACACCACCCUACAAUACAAGUAUCAUAUCAUCGUCAGAUUUCCUCCGCAAGAAACAACGAGUUUGGCCUGGAUUGCUGACAUAUUGCAUGGCGCGGAACUGAGGAUACAAGUGACAGACCGUGGAGGAAAUACGAACACGUCAGAUGAAUUCAUCAUGGGCCAGUCGAGCAACUCGAGUACCAUAUGCGCCAACAUCGCAACCGUAACCGCCAGUGCGCCCUCCGACCAUACAAUCUCGAGUUCCGAUCCAAGUUCCAGUUCUCCUUCAAGCUCGAAACACGAAACACGUUUGACCAACGGGAUCAUAGGAAGCAUCGCCGCAUUGUGCGCACUUAUCCUGAUUCUCAGCAUCCUUCUCGUGCGAAGAGUCAUCCGACGGAAAUACUCAUCAGCUAAUGACUCUGCGACGUCUCUGGAGAAUCGCAUCGAGGUGUUCACAGCCCAAGACGUAGAGUUCGACUCGCCUCAACAUCUCAUAGAGAAAUCCCCGACUCAGAAAGCCUCCUCAAGCGAAGUAGUAACAUUUCCUGUCACAUCACCUACGUCCCCUAUCGUGGAAAUCGCACAACCUCCUCCUGCGAACAUUUCCACUACUAUAAUGCAGGGAUAUCCACCGGGGGAAGACUAUGGACUUGGAAGUCCAGUCCUUGAGGAUAUUCAGAGGAGAUUGAGACAGAUUGAGGCGGAGAUUAGAUUAACACCCCCUAGCUAUUGCACGAUCAAGCAACAGAGAGAUUCUCCUUGGCGGUGGGUGAAAAGUCAGCUCAGCAUCUAUAUCUUGAUUGGAUGGUCGGGUUUCUGGUUGGAAUGGUCUGACGGACCUUCUGCGAUGAGCGCGUCACCCCUUACCGUCGACACACCGGUAAAUGUCACAGUCUGCGAAUCUGUACAGCUUUCAUGGAAGGGGGGAAAGCCAUCCUAUAACAUAAGCAUCCUUUCAUCGCCAGGCGGGGACCUUCUCCGAAUAUUUUCUCUUCAAAAAGGAACGAGCUGUGACUGGACCGCCGAUAUCUCCAAUGAAACAGCCCUAGUACUACAAGUGACAGAUCAAUAUUAUAAGACGAAGCUAUCGAAUCAGUUCACCGUGAACCAGUCUAGUCUUGCGGACACGUCAUGCAUUAACACCGCGUCCGGCGUCGUCAGCGAACUCUCCACCUAUAUCGUCCUCAAUUUGCCGUCCUCGCCGGAAUCCGUGCACAGAUCUUCACCUAUCGCAUCGACACUCCACAGCACUACUUCCGUCGUGGCUACCAGUACCCCGGAUGGUGGACUGUCCGAGUCUACAUCUCACUCAAUAACAUCAACUACGUCUACCAGCCAAUAUCUGAGCCCCGGCCCAAGCGGCGAUUCCACAUCGUCACUGUCUACACACUCGAACUCUGGCCUAUCCAAAGGCACCAUCGGCGCCAUCACAGUAGCACUCAUCACAUUGGUCACCCUCAUCAUCGCUAUAGUCCUCGUGCGGCGUGCUCGCAGACGCAAGUCCAUCCACGACGCUUCGGUUUCAUCAUGGCCUCCCGAAGUCUACAUAGAGACGUUCACCGCACAGGACUCAGAUCUUAUCUCCUCCACAGACGGCCUUACCAAGGCUACAACGCGCGACGGCGCACAGACGUCUACUGCAGGCUCUGUGUCUGAUGCAUUGUCUCCUACCGUUGAGAAGGCCCCGGCAGCAAGUGCGCUUCAGAAGUCGGUGGUUGGCGAUAUUCGGUGGUGA